Messenger RNA from Frieseomelitta varia, 906 nucleotides. RefSeq names its product zinc finger BED domain-containing protein 4. Lineage: Eukaryota; Metazoa; Arthropoda; Insecta; Hymenoptera; Apidae. Gene Ontology annotation, molecular function: DNA binding. The transcript has 3 exons. The record is from RefSeq and is a predicted model, not a curated record. The coding region runs from base 1 to 906 and encodes 301 amino acids.
AUGACGACCAAGGGAACUCGUAUUGCUGUACUUGUUGUAAUCGAACUAAUCGUAACAUCUAUUGGUCAUGUGAGGGAGUACUAUGUACAUAGUCUUUUGUUUCUCCGAUGUCCUGAUUGUACAGAUAUAUGCGAUAGUGAUAGCCUUGAAGAUCUCGUCGACGCAUCUGGUAUGAAUGUUGUGCGACGAAAACAGCAUGGAAGCAAUGUAUGGCAGCAUUUUGAAAAAAUUAAGCCACAUGAAACACAAUGUAAAAUAUGUCAACAGAAAAUUAAAAUAAAGUAUAGCAACACGAGUUCCCUUGGUCGUCAUUUGAAGUAUACACAUAGUAAUGUAAUUAACUUAGUAACAUGUACAGAGGCAGAGGCUAGUAACAACCAACAGCAGAAUAUAACAUAUUUGGACAAAAAUUCAAAAAGAUCUAGGGAGUUUACGAAGGCUAUUGCUAGCAUGAUGGCAUUAGAUUUACAACCUUAUAGUUUAGUUGAAGGCUGUGGAUUUCGAAAGUUAAUGAAGAUAGCAGAACCACUAUACAAAAUACCCUCGCGAACUACAUUUUCACGUGAAAUAAUUCCAAAACUGUAUGAAAAGAUAAAACAAACUCUGAAGGACAAAAUAUCUAUAGACUUGAAAGAAGCCGCAAAUCACAAGCUUAUAAUUGCACAAAAAUCCAUCAACGAACAACAAGAACCACUGAAAUUAAUACAGGAUAUAGAUACAAGAUGGAAUUCAACAUACGAAAUAUUUAAACGGUUCAUUCUUUUGCAAACAACACUAAAUAUAGUACUGUGUGAAGAUAAUAUGCCGGAUAAUUUAGAUUCAGUAGAGUGGAAUUUUAUUAUAGCAAUAACAGAUGUCUUGAAACCUAUUAACACGGGAUUACCCACGUGGGUAAUCCCGGGUUAA